AUGCCUCCCUCGGCGAAGGCCUUUAUCCUAGCUGCCGCUUCAUGGGGUCUCAUCAUCCGUGAUGCGGCAGCUGUCCCUGCAUCCGUCAGCCAGCCUCCCUCUGACGGACUGGCUCACACAGAGGCUACCCCGGCUCCGUCCAAGCCAAGCGAUUUCUCCCUUCCUCCGGGGGUUACGGCCCAGCCGGAGCCUGAGGUCUCUCCCAGUCAUCCGCCUACGUUCAAGAUGACUCCUGCUGCUUCCUCUUGCCCGGUAGCUCGCCUUCUGUGUCUCCGAAGCCUACUACAACUUCACCUGGCGGCGGUGGCCCUGGAGGUGGUGGUCCAGGCGGUGGUGGCCCAGGUGGUGGCGGCCCUGGUGGUGGUGGCCCUGGAGGUGGUGGUCCCGGAGGUGGUGGUCCCGGUGGUGGUGGCCCAGGUGGUGGCGGCCCAAGUGGUGGUGGCCCUGGAGGUGGUGGUCCCGGAGGUGGUGGCCCAGGUGGAGGCGGCGGCGGCGGCGGCGGAGGCGGAGGAGGAGGAGGCGGCGGUGGAGGAGGAGGGGGAGCUGGCGGUGGUGGAGGUGCCGGCGGCGGAGGAGGUGCUGGCGGUGGUGGUGGCCCUGGAGGUCCUGGAGGCGGCGGGGGUCCUGGAGGAGGUGGUGGCCCUGGAGGCGGUGGUGGUCCUGGAGGCGGUGGUGGUACUGGCGGAGGUGGUGGUCCCGGUGGUGGUGGUGGUGGUCCUGGAGGCGGCGGUCCUGGCGGUGGAGGUCCAGGAGGUGGUGGCCCAGGUGGUGGCGGCCCAGGUGGUGGCGGCCCAGGUGGUGGCGGCCCUGGAGGUGGUGGUCCCGGAGGUGGUGGUCCCGGUGGUGGUGGCCCUGGAGGCGGUGGUGGCCCUGGAGGCGGCGGUGGUCCCGGUGGCGGCGGACCAGGCGGCGGCGGACCAAGCGGAACAGGCCCUGGCGGAGCGGGACCCAGCACCACCGGAGGCCCUCGGCCCGGCGGCGGAGGCCCUGGAGGAGGCGGCCCUGGAGGAGGCGGCCCUGGAGGAGGCGGCCCUGGAGGAGGCGGCCCUGGAGGAGGCGGCGGCGGCAGUACACCCUGCCCAUCCUGCCCACCGCCAUGCCCCAGCAACACGCCCGGCCGACCAGUCCAAAGGCCAGGUCACGGCUCCGGCUCCGGCGGACAGUUCCCUCCAGCGCGCUCCAUCCAACAGCGCCGGCCCAGGUCUCUCGAACAUCCCCAUCCCGACGCCAGCCCCAACCCCAUCUCCAACUCCCACGCCCGCCGAAGCAGAAGAAGAGGAAGAUUUCGAACCCUCCGAAUCCUCCGACUCAGAAGCGGAGGUCCAAGAAACACCCACCCGGAAGAAGAGGCGGGAGAAGAGAAAGACCUUCUUCGCUGCUAAGAGACUCGAACAUCUUCGCGCGCUGCGAGAUAAUCACCCUGUUGUGGAUGCGGAUGCGGAACAAGAACAACAACCUCGGCCGGGUAUCUUCCAUCGUGAAGGAUGGUUUUGA
Messenger RNA from Aspergillus melleus, 1494 nucleotides. RefSeq lists its product as uncharacterized. NCBI's taxonomy places the organism in Eukaryota, Fungi, Ascomycota, Eurotiomycetes, Eurotiales, Aspergillaceae. The transcript has 3 exons. The coding region runs from base 1 to 1494 and encodes 497 amino acids. The record is from RefSeq and is a predicted model, not a curated record.